AAACAACCACCAAGUCCACCAUAUUCGAACUUAACUUAUUUUUUAUAUGGGUUUUAUGUUUGUUCUUCAUAUUAAACGAUUUUAACCACAAUAAAUUUGUUGCUGAAAAAAAGCUUAAAUUCCCCAAUGUCAACGACAAAUCCUUUGACUCAUUUCCAAAUUUUAAGUUUACCAACCAAACCCAAUCUUCUUACAACUCACUCUAACUUUCCUUCUUGUUCCAUUUCCUUUCACCAUCGUUGUUCUUCCCCAAAAUCAUCAAUUUCUUGUGAUUUUCUUUCUGUGAUGUACCCAAUUUCCUUAGAUAGAAGAAAAAGAAGUUUAAUGGGUGAAAAGUUCCAAAAAAUCGCUGCUUUAAGGUCAGAAGAUGAAGAAGAAAACAUCCAUGUUCUUGAGCAAGAAGUUUUACUUGAUGGGCCUUCCAAAUUUCGCUCUUUUCUUCUUUCUCCUGAAUUCGAAUCCACUCUAAAUCGUUUGAGUAAGUGGGUGGUUUCUGUUCUAUUUGGUGCUUUCAUCCUUUGGAGACAUGAUGCUCAAGCCGUGUGGGCUGCCAUGGGUUCUGUUCUGAACUCUGUGCUCUCUGUUGUUUUGAAAAGAGUCUUGAAUCAAGAGCGUCCGAUUGCGAAUGUGAGAUCGGAUCCUGGCAUGCCAUCAUCCCAUUCGCAAUCCAUCUUUUAUAUUGUGGUGUUUUUCAUUAUGUCAAUGAUUGAGUGGCUGGGUGUGAACGAAACCACUGUGAUCUUUGCGGCUGUUUCUCUGGCAUUUGGCUCAUAUCUUUCAUGGCUAAGAGUCACACAAAAACUCCACUCAAUCGACCAGGUGAUAGUAGGUGCUGUCUUGGGUUCCUGUUUUUCUCUAGCUUGGAUAUGGUCCUGGAAUGCUGUUGUCUCAGAAGCAUUUAGUUCCAUUGUAUGGGUUCAGGUUUCUGUCUUGUUGGCAUCUGCUAUCUGUUGUCUGGCGUUCGUUUUAUACGUGAUACUUAACUGGUUUAGAAAUGAUCGAUGAUAUACUACUUAAUUAACUUACGAAGAAGUAUUCUGUAAUUGACAUUCUUGUAAUUUUUCAGCAUAGGAGCUUCUUUUAGCAAGUAUGAAAUGUGAGCUCUGUUCAACCCUUUCUUACUCUA
This is a messenger RNA of Chenopodium quinoa (quinoa), 1126 nucleotides long. RefSeq names its product lipid phosphate phosphatase epsilon 1, chloroplastic-like. Lineage: Eukaryota; Viridiplantae; Streptophyta; Magnoliopsida; Caryophyllales; Amaranthaceae. Bases 127 to 1005 code for a protein of 292 amino acids. The record is from RefSeq and is a predicted model, not a curated record. The transcript is spliced from 4 exons. Gene Ontology annotation, cellular component: endoplasmic reticulum membrane; intracellular membrane-bounded organelle. Gene Ontology annotation, biological process: protein N-linked glycosylation; lipid biosynthetic process. Gene Ontology annotation, molecular function: dolichyldiphosphatase activity.